Calypte anna (Anna's hummingbird) is the source of this 2598-nucleotide messenger RNA. RefSeq names its product phosphodiesterase 5A (gene PDE5A). Bases 28 to 2598 code for a protein of 856 amino acids. The record is from RefSeq and is a predicted model, not a curated record. Gene Ontology annotation, molecular function: protein binding; 3',5'-cyclic-GMP phosphodiesterase activity. Gene Ontology annotation, biological process: signal transduction. The transcript has 21 exons. Lineage: Eukaryota; Metazoa; Chordata; Aves; Apodiformes; Trochilidae.
ACGGCGGCGGGAGCUGCUCUGCCAAGCAUGGAGCGCAGCUGCCCGCCCCCACCAGAGCAGGAAGCGGUGGAAUCGUGGAUGGACGAUCACGACGACUUUACCCACUCUUACUUUGUUAGGAAAGCUACAAGAGAAAUGGUUAAUGCAUGGUUUGCUGAGAGAGUUCAUACCAUCCCUGUCUGCAAGGAGGGAACCAAAUCCCAGAGUGAAUCCUGCACUUGCCACCAGCCUGCCUGUCCUGAGACCACCAACUCUGGGACGCCAGCAAGGAAAAUUUCUGCUUCUGAAUUUGACAGACCCUUAAGGCCUAUUUUUGUCAAGGACUCAGUAGGAGCAGUGAGCUUUGUUUGUGGGUCUGAAAAGAAGGAGCAGAUGCCUCUGCAAUAUCCAAGGAUUGAGACCAGUGCAGGGGAUCAGUGCUCAAGACUAUUAGAACUUGUGAAAGAUAUUUCUAGUCACUUAGAUGUCACGGCACUUUGCCAUAAAAUUUUCCUGCAUAUCCAUGAGCUUAUAGCAGCUGAUCGCUAUUCCCUGUUCUUGGUCUGUGAGGAUAGCUCUAAUGAGAAGUUUCUUGUAAGCAGGCUGUUUGAUGUGGCAGAAGGCUCCACUCUGGAAGAAGCUUCCAACAAUUGCAUUCGCCUGGAGUGGAACAAGGGCAUUGUGGGUCAUGUAGCAGCAAUAGGACAGCCUCUGAACAUCAAGAAUGCCUAUGAGGACCCAAGAUUCAAUGCAGAAGUUGACCAGAUCACAGGGUAUAAGACUCAGAGUAUUCUCUGUAUGCCAAUAAAGAAUCACAGGGAAGAAGUUGUUGGUGUGGCUCAAGCAAUCAAUAAGAAAUCUGGAAUUGAUGGCACUUUCACUGAACAGGAUGAAAAGGAUUUUGCUGCAUAUUUGGCAUUUUGUGGAAUUGUUCUUCACAAUGCCCAGCUGUAUGAGACAUCUUUGCUUGAGAACAGGCGUAAUCAGGUGCUUCUUGAUCUUGCCAGCCUCAUUUUUGAAGAGCAGCAGUCUUUGGAAGUAAUUUUGAAGAAGAUAGCUGCCACUAUAAUAUCCUUCAUGCAAGUGCAAAGGUGUACCAUCUUCAUAGUGGAUGAAGAUUGUACAGAUUCAUUUUCCAGUGUGUUUCACAUGGAAUCUGACGAAUUAGAAGAUACAGCUGAAAAUCUAAAGAGGGACUAUGAUACAAACAAAAUCAAUUACAUGUAUGCUCAGUAUGUCAAGAAUACAAUGGAGCCUCUCAACAUCCCAGAUGUCUGCAAAGACAGAAGAUUUCCGUGGACAAAUGACAAUGCAGAAAAUGUAAGUCAGCACAUAAAGAGUUUGCUGUGUAUGCCAAUAAAAAAUGGGAAAAAGAAUAAAGUGAUAGGGGUUUGCCAGCUUGUGAAUAAGAUGGAACAAAACUUGAGCAAAAUCAAAGCUUUCAACAGAAAUGAUGAACAGUUCCUAGAAGCAUUUGUCAUCUUUUGUGGCUUGGGGAUCCAGAAUACUCAGAUGUAUGAAGCUGUAGAAAGAGCCAUGGCCAAGCAUAUGGUGACAUUAGAGGUUCUCUCAUACCAUGCUUCUGCUGCUGAGGAGGAAACAAGGGAGCUGCAGGUAACAGCGGCUGCUGUAGUACCAUCUGCACAAUCUCUCAAGCUAACUGACUUCAACUUCAGUGAUUUUGAGCUAUCAGAUUUUGAAACAACACUGUGUACAAUUCGAAUGUUCACAGACCUCAACCUGGUGCAAAAUUUCCAAAUGAAACAUGAGGUUCUCUGCAGAUGGAUUUUAAGUGUGAAGAAAAAUUAUCGGAAAAAUGUUGCUUAUCACAAUUGGAGACAUGCCUUUAAUACAGCACAGUGUAUGUUUGCUGCUUUAAAAUCUGGUAAAAUUCAGAGCAAACUGACUGACUUAGAAACUCUGGCUUUGCUGAUAGCAACUCUAAGCCAUGAUUUGGAUCACAGGGGAGUAAACAACUCUUACAUACAAAGAAGUGAACAUCCAUUGGCUCAACUGUAUUGCCAUUCUAUCAUGGAGCAUCAUCAUUUUGAUCAAUGCCUUAUGAUCCUGAAUAGUCCAGGAAAUCAGAUUCUCAGCAACCUUUCCAUUGAAGAAUACAAGGCCACACUGAAAAUGAUAAAACAAGCCAUUCUUGCCACAGACUUGGCACUAUAUAUAAAGAGGAGAGGAGAAUUUUUUGAACUUCUAAGGAAGAAGCAAUUUAAUUGGGAAGAUCCUACACAAAAGGAGCUAUUUUUAGCAAUGCUGAUGACUGCCUGUGAUUUAUCCGCCAUAACUAAACCAUGGCCAGUUCAGCAACGGAUUGCUGAACUUGUAGCUACUGAGUUUUUUGAUCAAGGAGAUAAAGAGCGGAAGGAACUCAACAUAGAACCAACAGAUCUAAUGAACAGAGAGAAGAAAAAUAAAAUUCCCAGCAUGCAGGUUGGAUUCAUAGAUGCUGUUUGUUUGCAGCUGUAUGAGGCCCUAACGCAUGUGUCAGAGGCCUGCUACCCUUUACUGGAUGGCUGUAGAAAAAAUAGGCAGAAAUGGCAAUCCUUAGCUGAACAACAAGAGAAGAAUCUUGUUAAUGGAGAAAGCAAUCAAGCCAAAAGGAACUGA